AUGGCGUCCUCCUCGACUCCGGCUACGCCGCUCCUCUACGCGUGCAUAGCGCACCACAGCACAAUCCUCUCCGAGUGCACCACAUCCGCCUCCUCGCAGACGUCCUCCCUCGCCUCCCUCAUCCUCCCCAAGAUCCAGCACACCACGCCGCAAAAGCUCACCUACACCCACGGCUCGCACCACAUCCACUACAUCGCCGAAGCCCCCUCGGACCACCCCAGCCAGCCCUCGGCGGGCGGCCUCACCUUUCUCGUCGUGGCCGAGUCCUCCUUUGGCCGCCGCAUCCCCUUUGGCUUCCUCUUCGAGAUCCGCAAGCGCUUCUUCGAGGCGUUCCCCGCGGCCGCCCACGACUUUGCCGACAUGCCCAACUACGGCGCGGGCAGCUUCAACGCGGACCUGCGGUCUCUCAUGAAGGAGAUUGACGACGUGCGCGGCAUCAUGACGAGGAACAUCGAGGGCCUCCUCGAGAGGGGCGAGAGGAUGGACUUGCUCGUGGACAAGACGGAUCGGUUGGGCGGCAGCGCCCGCGAGUUCCGGGUCCGGAGCCGAGACCUAAAGAGGAGGAUGUGGUGGAAGAAUGUGAAGCUCAUGGCCCUGCUCGCCUUGGUCGUCCUCCUCAUCGUUUUCACUAUCGUCAUUGCCGUCAAGACUUCCCCUUGA
Molecule: messenger RNA, 660 nt
Organism: Parascedosporium putredinis
Lineage: Eukaryota; Fungi; Ascomycota; Sordariomycetes; Microascales; Microascaceae
Source: the annotation of a GenBank genome assembly